AUGAGAGCUGCAAGAUAUUACGGAAAGGAAGAUAUCAGGAUCGAACAGGUUCCAGAGCCACCAUGUGGCCCUAAUCAGAUCAAGAUUGCCCCGGCAUUCGUCGGUAUCUGCGGGACUGACCUCCACGAAUACCUAGGCGGCCCCAACUUCUGCCCCUCUUCUAGGCAUCCCGUCACAGGCGAUCAGAUCCCCGUGACCCUUGGCCAUGAGUUCUCCGGCAUCAUCAAAGAGAUAGGCUCAGAUGUCAAGCAGGAGCAUCUCAAAAUCGGCCUUCCUUGCGCCGUGCAGCCCACGAUUUACUGCGGUAAGUGUGCUGCCUGCAAGGCCGGUGCCGAGAAUGCUUGCCACACCGGCGGCUUCAUCGGACUCAGCGGCUGGGGUGGCGGCCUGAGCGAGGCGGUAUCGGUGCCCGCGGAUCAGGUCUUCCCUUUGCCCGAGGGCAUCCCUCUCGAGCUGGGUGCCUUGGUGGAGCCGCUUUCGGUGGCUUGGCAUGCCGUCUCUGCCACUUCCGUCACCUCCGAGUCCAACGUUUUGGUGAUGGGAGGCGGUCCGAUCGGGCUCGCUGCUGUCCUGUGUUUGAAGACAAAGGGAGUAACGAAUAUCAUGGUUGCAGAGAUUGCCACGGCCCGGCAAAAAUUCGCGAAGGAGUUUGGAGCAGCGCAUAUCAUUGAUCCCAAGAGCCAAGAUGUUAUGGAGGAGGUGAUGAAGAUCACUGGUGGCAUUGGCGCUGACGUCACACUCGACUGCGCAGGGGUACCGGCCAGUGUGAAAGCUGCAUGCAUGGCUGUCAAGACACGCGGCACGGUCAUCAAUGUUGCAAUCUGGGAGAAGGAAGUCCCUUUCAACCCGAAUUGGGUAACGUGGAGAGAAAGCUCGUAUAAGUCCGUACUUGGAUACCAGAAGAAAGAUUAUCAAGCCGUGAUUGAGAACUUGAGAACAGGGUGGCAUUUAGGAGCCCUGAAGCCUGCCUCCAUGAUCACCAGAAAGAUUCCUUUGGACGAUCUUGUAGAGCAUGGUAUCAAGGCAUUAAUUACGGAUAAGGACAACCAAGUCAAAGUUUUGGUUGAUGUUGGCGCUUCUCUAUGA
This is a messenger RNA of Colletotrichum fioriniae, 1086 nucleotides long. The record is from RefSeq and is a predicted model, not a curated record. Lineage: Eukaryota; Fungi; Ascomycota; Sordariomycetes; Glomerellales; Glomerellaceae.